Messenger RNA from Penicilliopsis zonata CBS 506.65, 1550 nucleotides. RefSeq lists its product as hypothetical. The coding region runs from base 339 to 1232 and encodes 297 amino acids. NCBI's taxonomy places the organism in Eukaryota, Fungi, Ascomycota, Eurotiomycetes, Eurotiales, Aspergillaceae. The transcript is spliced from 8 exons. The record is from RefSeq and is a predicted model, not a curated record.
UAAUUAGUUAACUUAGGUAGUUGGUUAGUUACUACUACCUUACUUACUACUAGGUACUACCUAUUGUUAUUGUCUCGACUCUCUUCUGACGGCCUUCCCUUCAUCCUGUCUUUUCUUUGUUUCACUGUACAUAACAAUAGAUACGAUCCAUCACACCCGGUCUGCCGCCGAGUCCAACCCGCUGACGACCACCGACGACCGCUGACGACCGCUGACGACCGCCGACGAUCCCCUAUCCAUGCGGUCCGCCAGCGCUUAAUUGAGCGUCCCAUCUACCUCUUUCCUACCACCUUUUCCUUUUUUUUGUCACACAGACACACACACACAACACACACACCAUGUGGCUGUCAUGGUUAUCGAGGUCAUUAGUACUGCUCGUUGCGAUCGCUCAAGUCCGCGCCGAUGCAGACUUCAUGAGCGUCCGGACAAGUCUGGCAAAGGAUUAUAGCGGGAAGGGUGGUGAUCCGGGGGAAAAAUAUUUUCACGAAUCUACAUUCCACCAUCAUUAUGACGGACGAUUCGCGUCGAACACACUGCCCGAGUCCGAGAGUGCCCCGUAUCUUUCAGCGCUCAUCCAAACGUACCUCUCGACAAUGUCGGAUAUCGGCGCUGAGACAUGGAUCAUGCAUGGCACGCUGCUCGCGUGGUGGUGGAACCAAAAGAUUUUCCCAUGGGACAGCGAUCUUGACGUGCAGAUAUCCGAGCCGACCAUCCAUUUUCUGGCCGAAUACUACAAUAUGACUGAACACCAUUUCAACCUGCCGGGUGUCGAGGGUGGCCGCACAUACCUACUGGAGAUUAACCCGCACUAUGUCGUGCGGACCACCGCCGACUGGCGGAAUGUCAUUGACGCGCGCUGGAUAGACACUUCCUCCGGCCUGUUCAUUGACAUCACUGCAGUGCGCAAGGAUGAUGAUCGGAGAAGGGCUGGGCGGAAGGGUGCCAUGAUGUGCAAAGAUAAACACCGCUACGAGGAAAACGAUAUUUGGCCGCUGCGGGAAAGCCUCUUUGAGGGCGUGUCCGUCAAGAUCCCUUACGAAUACACGAAACUACUGCAAGAGGAAUACGGCUCCAAAUCCAUGACCCAGACGUCUUUCGAGGGCCACAAAUUUAAUGAAGAUACUAAGAUCUGGGAUCGCAUCAGAGGCAAUAAACACCUGUCGAGACUGAGGGGCCGGAGCCUAGACGAGCUUCCAUCACGCACCUCUCCCCUCGAACAUAGACUGUCAUGACCCUCUUUCCAACAACACCGUCACUCCGACCUCCCUUUUUGUACAGCUCAUUGCCCCUGUUCAUCCAUGGGCGUUGGACAUCCUUAUCUUUCUUCUCUCUUUCCUCAGCGUGAUCACUGCUCUAUUUAUCCUAAUCAUUGGUAUCGGGUUCGUCGUCAUGUCGGUUCGCACCGACCUCGAGCCUCUUGCAUUGGCCAGGCGUUUUCGCAUUGAUCUGAAAAGAAGUUUCCGCACUUUUUUUCCCCAUUUUCUCCUAUUUUUUUUUCUCCUUUUGGUUCUCUAGCAUAUAUAUCAUGCAAUUUCUGUAUUUUUCAUGAG